Molecule: messenger RNA, 753 nt
Organism: Quercus robur (English oak)
Lineage: Eukaryota; Viridiplantae; Streptophyta; Magnoliopsida; Fagales; Fagaceae
Exons: 3
Coding region: 1-753 (250 amino acids)
Source: RefSeq, a predicted model, not a curated record
AUGAAGGAACAGAUGGAGGUCAUGAUGAAUGCCCUCAAAGGACGAGUGUCCAAUGAUCUUGAUGACCUUGUAAACAGAACUGACUCGCUGUUCACUACCUCCGUCAACUCAUUCCCCCUGCCACAGAAAUUCCGCAUGCCCCAGAUUGAAAAUUACAACGGGGUCAAGGAUCCCCUCGAUCAUCUAAAGACUUUCAAGAUCCUAAAGCACCUUCAAGGGGUACCGGACGAGAUCAUGUGUAGGACAUUCUCGACGACGCUAAAAGGCCCUGCGAGGGUACAAAAGAUCCACCGCAUGCUUAUGAGCUUCAAGCAGCGAGAAGACGAGACGCUGCGGUCCUACAUAACUCAUUUCAACAAGUUGGCCCUUUCAAUUGACGAAGCGGACGAUAAGAUACUCGUAGCUGCAUUCACUAACGGGUUGCGGAAGGGUAAGUUCUUGUUUUCUUUAUACAGGAAUGACCUAAGGACUAUGUCAGACGUACUCUACAGAGCCACCAAAUACAUGAACGCAUUGCUAGCCCGCAAGGAGAAGCCCAGGAAAAGGGAGAGACAGGAGGACACACGACAGGAUAGGGGGCGAAAGAUUAAAGAUGAAGGAGCACUGACAUUCCCCGGUAAACUGAAGGGAGAUCCCAACAAGAGGCCAAGGGACAAGUAUUGUCGCUUUCACCGUGACCACGGGCACGACACAGCUAACUGCUACGAUCUGAAACAGCAGAUUGAGGCCCUUAUUAGACAAGGGAAGCUAUAG